Messenger RNA from Conger conger (European conger), 909 nucleotides. RefSeq names its product prostaglandin D2 synthase a (gene ptgdsa). The coding region runs from base 75 to 623 and encodes 182 amino acids. Gene Ontology annotation, molecular function: small molecule binding. The transcript has 7 exons. The record is from RefSeq and is a predicted model, not a curated record. Lineage: Eukaryota; Metazoa; Chordata; Actinopteri; Anguilliformes; Congridae.
UACGCGCCCUUGGCAUUUACUCUGGUGCAGAGUGUACAGUUUACUUCGGCCCGGGGUGCGGAUAGUUCUGGAAAAUGAGACUCUUUGAGGCGACCGUUACUGUGCUGACACUGAUGACUGCCUGUGUCCACGCUGAUGUCCAGCCCCAGAAAGACUUCGACCUGCAGAGGUUCUCAGGAAAGUGGUACCGUGUGGGUAUUGCCUACGACUCACCGGCCUUUGUGCAAUACAGAAACAAGAUAAGAAUCUCCAUGGGUGUCCUGACGCCAUUGGACAAUGGGAACGCCAACAUGUCCAUGUGGUCCCAGAAGUCAAACGGUUGUCUCAGUGAUGUCUACAUAUAUGAGAAGACAGCUGUGCCUGGCCUGUUUACAUAUUUCAGCGCUCGUCACAACAGGGUGAAGGACAUCACAGUGGUGGAAACAGAUUACACUGAAUAUGCUCUGGUCCUGAAACACAAGAAGAUGAAUAGAGAGUUCACGCAAGUAGCCCUCUAUGGUCGUUCACAGACCGUAAAGCCAACAAUAUUGGAAAAGUUCAGAGAGUUUGCCUUGAAUCAUGGAUUUCCAAAAGAGUCCAUUUUGACCCCUCAACUUCUUGAUUGCUGUCCUUCUGGACAAUAGCUACUGGAUCUACUUUGCAGCAGAACACGACAGAACUUCACUUGCUUUACUGGCUCCCAGACCAUAGCUACUCGAUCCUAAAUAAUGCAACCAAGUCAAAGCAUCUGGACUUUCUUUAUUGCACUGGGACCCAGAGCCCAAACGUGGCUAUUCCUGCUUCACACACAGACUUCAGGGUUGUUGGUGUUACAUGGCAAAUCGUAUCUCAGUUUGAACCUCAUAAAUAUGGAUAAUAAUUAUAUUCUAUGUAUAACUGUCUGGCUGAAUAAAAUAUAGAUAUUCUUUA